CUUGAGCCUUGACCCUCAGUGACCCGUCUCCCUUUCUUUCUUCAGAUUGCCAGUUAGAGAAAUUACCCAUGAGGCCCCGGGACCGAGCCCGGGUAAUUGAUGCAGCCAAACAUGCUCACAAGUUCUGUAACACAGAAGAGGAGGAGAGUGUCCAUCUCCGGAGGCCUGAAGGCAUAGAACGGCAAUUCAGGAAGAAGUGUGGAAAGUGUGGCUUACUGCUCUUUUACCAGCACCAGCAGAAGAAUGCCCCAGUGACCUUUAUUGUGGAUGGAGCAGUUGUCAAGUUUGGCCAAGGCUUUGGGAAAACCAACAUAUACAGUCAAAAACAAGAACCUCCUAAGAAGGUAAUGAUGACCAAGCGAACGAAGGACAUGGGCAAGUUCAGCUCUGUCACUGUCUCCACCAUUGAUGAAGAAGAGGAGGAGAUUGAGGCUAGAGAAAUCGCCGACUCAUAUGCACAGAACGCCAAAGUGAUUGAAAAACAGUUGGAGCGUAAGGGCAUGAGCAAGAGACGGCUUCAGGAGCUGGCUGAGCUAGAAGCCAAAAAAGCCAAGAUGAAAGGGACCUUGAUUGACAACCAGUUUAAAUGACAGAAGACCUUGCUGGAGGACAGUUCGUCAGCCUCCUUGGCAUGGGCAAGCUGAUCACUACCACCACAGUUGUAGAGAAGUUGAUCUUGAUUUCCCAAAUCUAAAGAGUUCUCCUGGCUAAGCUUACUGUGCUCUGCCCUGGUAGUCUAAUAGCACUAACCCUAUCCUAGAGAAGGAUUCCUAACCUCUUCCUCUGCUUGGUUUUUCUAGGUGAUUUCUUUUGUCCAGUGAAUGUUUUCUCUCCAUUUCUCUGCUGAAAUUAUGGAAAUGGAGAACAAUGUUUGAAUUUCUUUGUCUGUGAACACAAUCAUUUUUACUUUCUUCCUUUGAACUUAAUACAAAAUAAAAGUCUUUAG
Gracilinanus agilis (Agile Gracile Mouse Opossum) is the source of this 946-nucleotide messenger RNA. It is a transcript of the gene STEEP1, whose product is annotated as STING1 ER exit protein 1. Lineage: Eukaryota; Metazoa; Chordata; Mammalia; Didelphimorphia; Didelphidae. Bases 69 to 590 code for a protein of 173 amino acids. The transcript has 6 exons. The record is from RefSeq and is a predicted model, not a curated record.